This is a messenger RNA of Capra hircus (goat), 2362 nucleotides long. Its product is annotated as zinc finger protein OZF. The coding region runs from base 398 to 2017 and encodes 539 amino acids. The record is from RefSeq and is a predicted model, not a curated record. Gene Ontology annotation, biological process: regulation of transcription by RNA polymerase II. Gene Ontology annotation, molecular function: RNA polymerase II transcription regulatory region sequence-specific DNA binding; DNA-binding transcription factor activity, RNA polymerase II-specific. Gene Ontology annotation, cellular component: nucleus. The transcript has 7 exons. NCBI's taxonomy places the organism in Eukaryota, Metazoa, Chordata, Mammalia, Artiodactyla, Bovidae.
CUUGUGAACCUCGUCGGCCGCCAUCCUUUCAGCUUCCAGAAUUCUUGCCUGCGGCGGAGGGUGGUCGCCAGGUUUUAAAACAGCUGUCCUGUGAUUUGUCUCCAGCGGUGAAGACGGAAGUCAUCCAUCAGUUGAGCAUCUUUGUUACCUACAAAUAGAGUUGGCCAGGUGGCAAGUUUAUGGACUGGAGUAAGAAGAACCUGCUUCUCCCUCUGACUUGGGUUCUAGUCUACAGGAACAUUUUCAGUGAUAGAAGAAGGAGGCUCCAGGCUUGGGAGAGCAUGGAUUCUGGCAGCAGCCUGACCUGAGAUCCCUGACCAUAACCUCCAGGCAGGCCUGGAAAGAGAAGACAGAACACAGCCUGGAGUUACACACCCUUUCUUAAGAAGUAGAGAAGAUGAGCAAGGUCCAGGGCCCUGUGUCAUUCGAGGAUGUGGCUGUGGGCUUCAGCGGGGAGGAGUGGCAGCUCCUGGGCCCGUCUCAGAAGGCCCUGUACUGGGACGUCAUGCUGGAGAACUACUGCAACUUAGUGUCAGUAGGAUAUCAGGCUCCCAAACCAGAUUCAUUCUUUCAGUUGGAACAAGGAGGACCCCCAUGGAUGGUCAAGGGAGCAGCCCUGAGUCCAACCUGCCCAGGCUAUCAAGCUACCAUACCAGUUCUGAUCCUUAACUUCGAGCCCAGAGAAGGGCCAUGGAAAGAAGAUGAAAUGCAGCAUCAGUACUUUUCAGGCAAGAAACUAUAUGGAUGCAAUCAAAAUGCAAUGGAUACUUGUCAACCACUCACAACCAUGCCUUGGAGAAUUCACGCAGGAAAUAAUUCCCACGGAUGCCGUGAUUGUAAGGGAACCUUUCCCAGUGAGUUAAAGCUGGUUACUCAUCAGGACACUCACACAGAAGAAAACCAAUAUGGAUGCAGUCGAUGUCAGAAAGCCUUCAUUACAAAGUCAGCACUUGCCUAUCAUCAGAAGACCCGACACAGAGAAGGAAAGUCCCACAGAUGCAGCAAAUGUGGGAAGGCUUUUCCUUGGAAGUCAAAGCUCAGCUUACAUCAGAGGACUCACUCAGGAGAAAGACCCUUCAGAUGUGGAGUUUGUGAUAAAGCCUUCAUGGUGAAAGCACAUCUCACUGUACAUCAGAGAACUCACACGGGAGAGAAGCCAUACAAAUGCUCCGAUUGUGAGAAAGCCUUCUCAAAAAAGGCUCAGCUCCUGAUUCAUCAGCGAAUCCACACAGGAGAGAGACCGUAUGGAUGUAGUGAGUGUCAGCAAGCCUUCAUCCAGAAGUCAGAUCUCAGUGAUCAUAAGAAAAGUCAUCACGCAGCAGAGAAAUCCCACGAAUGCAGUGAAUGUGGGAAGAUUCUGUCCUCUAAGUCAACUCUCAUUGUACAUCAGAGAACCCAUACUGGCGAGAAGCCCUUCAAGUGCAGUGCAUGUGAUAGAGCCUUCACGUCAAAGGCACAUCUCGUUAUCCACGAGAGAGUUCAUACAGGAGAGAGACCAUAUGAAUGCUCAAACUGUGAGAAGGCCUUCUCCACUAAGGCAUAUCUCAUGAUCCAUCAGCGAAUUCACACAGGAGAGAGACCUUAUGGAUGCAGUGAAUGUCCACAGGCUUUCAUCCAGAAGUCAGGUCUCACUAACCAUCUAAAAAAUUGUCAUGCUAAAGUGAAAUUGUGUGAAUGCCCCGAAUGUGGGAAGGUUCUGUCGUGUAAGUCAACACUCAUUAUACAUCAGAGAACCCAUACAGGUGAAAAACCAUUCAAAUGCAAUGUGUGUGAUAAGGCUUUCACAGCCAAGUCCUAUCUCACUGUACAUCAGAGAAUUCAUACAGGAGAGAAACCAUAUGAAUGCCCCCAUUGCAAGAAAGCGUUUACUACUCUGUCAGCUCUUAUCAGUCACCGGAGAACUCACACAGGAGAGAGGCCCUAUGGAUGCAGCGAAUGUCAGAAAGCCUUCUUUCGGAAAUCAGUGCUUGCUAAUCAUCAGCGAACUCAGCACAGAGGGAAAUACUGUGCACAGUGACUGUGAGAAUGUGACAAAGCUCUUUCCAUUAAGCUUAUCUACUCACAGAACUCACACAGGAUGGAAACGCCGUAAGUGUUCUCAUUAUACAGACUGUUCUGGAACUCCUUAAUAGGAAAGAAACCUUGUGCAUGGAAUGAAAGUUUUACAUCUUCCAUCUGAAGACAUUCACCUUGUUAUACCUUAGGGAUCUUGCCAAAAAAAGAAACAUUAUAAAGUCAGCGAGAAUGGCCUUUUCUGGUGGUACAGUGGUAUAAAGAAUCUGCCUGCCAACGCAGGAAAUGCAGGUUAGAUCCCUGGAUCGGGAGGAUCCCCUGGAGUAGUAAAAGGCAACCCACUCCAGUA